This is a messenger RNA of Eutrema salsugineum, 5715 nucleotides long. RefSeq lists its product as uncharacterized. The record is from RefSeq and is a predicted model, not a curated record. Gene Ontology annotation, molecular function: catalytic activity. Lineage: Eukaryota; Viridiplantae; Streptophyta; Magnoliopsida; Brassicales; Brassicaceae. The coding region runs from base 1 to 5715 and encodes 1904 amino acids. The transcript is spliced from 3 exons.
AUGCUUCGACGCUUCUCUCGCGAGGAAAAGGGCAAGGAUAUCGCCUCGUCGCACCGAUGGAUUCGUGAUCCUCCGAUUCGCCUCCAUGAUGAAGCCAACCCGGAUCUGAUCGAAGCAAAUCGCCUCACCUUGAUCGGAAGAGUCCUUAACCCAAGCGUUCAAAAACCAAAAGCUCUGAUCGGCUUCAUGCCCCAAAUAUGGCGUAUGGAGGAGAAGCUUGUGGGAAGGGAUCUCGGUACAGAAAAAUUUCAAUUCAAAUUCAACUCCGAGGAAGAUCUACAAGCUGUCCUCAACGAAGCGCCGUUUCACUUCAAACGCUGGAUGUUCGUCCUCCAACGUUGGGAGCCAGUUAUCUCUGACGCUUUCCCCUCUCUGAUUCCCUUUUGGAUCAGAGUUCAUGAUAUCCCUUCUCAUUGCUGUACGGAGAAUAAUCUUAAAGCGAUAGGUAAUGCUCUGGGAAAAUAUAUGGCUCACGAUAUAGAAGAAGCGAUGGUGAGAGUUCAAAUUGAUGCUCUGAAACCGCUAAUCAAGAAGAAAGCUAUCCAAUUCCCAUCGGGUGUGGAGGUUUCGGUGGUCUUCGAAUACAUCAGGCUGGAGAAACAUUGCUUUCUCUGUAUGUCAUUGGGACAUGAGAAAGAAAACUGCCCCCAGCGCUCCAAUUCUCAUGAUCCUGAACCUCCAAACUCCCAUAUCAACAACCAACACACGCUGCAGCGACUGGAGGAUGAUCGCCACAAGAAAGAAGAGAGGAGGAACAGGACUUACCCAUCACGACAGGAGAACUCCAAACAGGCUCCACCUCGACAGACCAUGCCUCCCUAUCUUAACCCCAGCGCUGAAGGAAGUUAUGCUCCUGAUCGAGAUUCUCGCCAUCGUUUUCAGAGCCGGCGGUCUCCAAACCCUCCCCGGCGCCAAUCUCACUCACCACCCCGCAGACCCUCUCGCUCACCUCCUCGACGAUCACCUCCCUGGAGACAUUCUCGUUCACCUCCUCGCCGAGCUCCUGCUCGACGACUACCGCGCUCACCAUUGCAGCGACCCAAUGACAGGUAUUAUGCUCCUCCGAACUCCAAUACUAACCUAUCUGUUGAUGGCCGCAGAUUCACCUCCCACCGUGGAGAUUCCACACCUCGCCGUGAGGUUCCCCGUCGCUACAAGUCCUCUGGUUCUCAUCGAUAUGACCAGAGUGAUACGAGCGAUCGGCGUGAAUCCCCACAUGCUACUAAUACGACCAACAGGAAUCUCUCUCGCAAUGGGGACAGAGUCGAGCAGAGCUCACCCCGUGGAAGGACAGCUUCGCAAGCGGAUCUGCAACGGAGUCGCUCCCCUCUUCGAGAACCUCCAGCUUCUCGUCGCAGGAUCCUCUCUGACCAGCCUACAAACAAACACCACUCGUCCAUUCGGCACACCACGUCCGCCUCUAAAAGCCAGGAUCACCUCAAAUCCUCCUCUCACGGGCUUCGACGAUCAGCUCUAGACAGACUAGAAGCCCCGAGAGAUAUUCAGGAGGGAUCUCUUCCUUCUGUUGCUGGCUUGAUUCCUACAGAGGGUGAUCCUGAGUGGGUGGAAAACGACGACCUCUUGGAUCCUCCGGAACGUGUCGAUGAGUCAUACCUCCAUCCUGUGGUUGCGUCCCAAUCCAAGAACAAGUUCCAGCGACACCAGGAUUCCUCCGAGGAUUCAUCUGAAGCUACCAUACCAGAUCUUCCUCCUCUGAAUGGAGAGAAGAUUCCUGUAGCGUUCAGAUUAGGUCCGCGCACAAUACCGGUAAAGCAACGGCUGGAAAUCCCAAAGAAAGCUACCCCCAAACGACGUGUGACGAAAGCUGCGACAAAACCGAGUCCAAAACUCGCAGUGCGUGCAGCGUCCAAGAAGCUUAUGCCGAGCAGCCCAAGUCAAAGCGUACGUUCUAAACGUCGCACCGUCUCGAAGAAAAUCUCUCCAAGGAAGAGGCUCAGCGUGGAGUCCAAAUCACAUCCUCCCUCGAAGAUGUCCAAGGUCGCGUCAGUAUCUGCUUCUAUCUCUAACGUUAAUGCCUCUAAUGGCGAACUUGUAGCUUCUAUCUCUAAGGGGAUUGGAAACUACUUGACAGUUCGACGGAGUCUCUUCCCGGACAUUAUGUUUCUCGCUGAGACAAAAAACCAAGAUGAUGUUGUUUUCAGCGUAUUUCAGUGGAUGGGUUACGAUAACAGGUUUACGGUUCCUCCGAUUGGACUUAGUGGUGGUCUAGCUCUCUUUUGGAAGAAAGAUACACAUCUGGAGAUUCUAUCUUCUUCCCCGAACUUCAUAGACACCAAAAUAAAACGACAAGAGGUUUGGAACCAAAUAUCGGAACUGGGCGCUAACAGAGAUUCGGCAUGGCUUCUCUCGGGUGAUUUUAACGAGAUCUUGGAUAAUUCAGAGAAGCGCGGAGGUCCCAGGAGACACGAAGGCUCUUUCAUUAAUUUCCGUAGCUUCAUAUCCCAAAACGGACUAUGGGAUUUUAACUUCUCCGGUAAUCCCUUGUCCUGGCGGGGUAUGCGCUAUGACCAUUUUGUUCGAGCAAGGUUGGACCGUUCAGUCUGCAAUGACGAGUGGCUGGAAGCCUUCCCUUCAGGGAGAUCGGAGUACCUGCGUUACGAAGGGUCCGACCAUCGCCCCCUAGUUACUUUCCUCGAUGACUCCCGAGUAAAGCUAAAAGGAAUCUUUCGUUUCGACAAUAGACUUCGCGAGAAAGAAGAAAUCAUGACACUGAUUGGCCAAGUUUGGAACAAUUCAGAUCAUGAUACUGUGGUAGCCAAGAUUACGGAUUGUCGCCGCGAGAUAAUCAGAUGGGUCAAAGAGCAGAAUAUGAAUAGCGCGAAACUCAUUUCGGACACUCAGACGGAACUCGAAAGGGCGCUCUCUGCUGAUUCACCCGACCCAGAGGUGAUUGGCCACUGCACUGCUACCCUGGAGAAAGCAUAUAAGGCUGAGGAGCAUUUUUGGAAACAAAGGAGUCGUAUCUUAUGGCUGCAGAGUGGCGACCGCAAUACCGGUUACUUUCAUGCUGUUACAUGUAACCGGAGGACGUGCAAUAGAUUCACGGUUCUGGAGGACAGUUCGGGUACAGCCUUCCACGAGGAGCAGGACUUUGCUCGUAUUAUCUCGGAGUACUUCCAGGAGAUAUUCUCCUCGCAGAAUAACUCCGGCUUCGAUCUAGUACAUGAUGUCUUGGAGCCACAAAUCGACGAGGAGACUAAUGCCAGACUUAUUAGGAUCCCUGACCCCGCUGAAAUCCACUCAGCAGUCAAAUCCAUUCAUCCUAGCAAGGCCCCGGGGCCAGACGGAUUCUCCGCUGGUUUCUUUCACACAUACUGGCCCAUCAUUGGCCCAGAUCUUGUUAAAGAAAUCCAAGAGUUUUUUCUGUCUGGAUCCUUCCCGACUCGACAAAAUGAGACGCAUAUUCGUCUAAUCCCAAAGAUAUUGGGCCCCAGGAGAGUCGCUGAUUAUCGGCCCAUAGCUCUCUGCAACGUAUACUACAAGAUCGUUGCCAAGAUCCUUACGAAACGGCUUCAAACAAUCCUCCCACAUCUCAUCUCUGAGACUCAAUCUGCCUUUGUUCCAAAUAGAGCGAUAUCCGAUAAUGUCUUAAUAACUCAUGAAACCCUUCACUAUCUCCGAACCUCGGAGGCAAAGAAGAGGUGUUUCAUGGCUGUUAAAACGGAUAUGAGCAAAGCAUACGACAGGAUAGAGUGGGGUGUUCUUAGAGCCGUUCUGGACUGUCUGGGCUUUCACCAUAAAUGGAUCAAAUGGAUAAUGGAGUGUGUGAUGACGGUAUCCUACUCUUUCCUCAUCAAUGGAGGUCCGCAGGGACGAGUUCUGCCAUCCAGAGGACUUAGACAAGGCGACCCUCUCUCCCCUUACCUCUUCAUUCUCUGCACGGAGGUGCUAGCAGGCCUCUGCCGGAAAGCCCAGGAUAAUGGUUCGCUGGUUGGCAUUCGGGUGUCCCGCAAUAGCCCCCAAGUUAACCAUCUCCUAUAUGCAGAUGAUACCAUGUUCUUCUGCAAAUCUGAUCCCACCUCAUGUGCAGUGCUCUCAUCUAUUCUAAGACGCUAUGGAGAUGCCUCAGGACAAAGCAUAAAUCUUGCCAAAUCCUCCAUCACGUUCUCGGCCAAGACCCACCGCAACCAGAGAGCAGUAGCGAAACGUAUCCUCCACAUUCACAAUGAAGGAGGAGCAGGAAAAUAUUUAGGACUACCGGAGGACUUUGGACGGAAGAAGAGGGACAUCUUCGCGAGCCAAGUGGACCGUAUUCGACAACGCUCACACAGCUGGGCGACUCGUUUCCUCUCGGCUGCUGGGAAACAAGUGCUGCUUAAAUCGGUACUCGCGUCGAUGCCCUCAUAUGCAAUGUCUUGUUUUAAACUCCCUAAGUCUCUCUGCAAACAAAUCCAAUCGGUUCUUACAAGAUUCUGGUGGGACGACAAACCGGACCAGAGGAAAAUGAGCUGGGUUUCUUGGAAUAGACUUACGACUCCCUUGAAUGCGGGCGGACUAGGCUUUCGAGACAUCGAACGCUUUAAUGAUGCUCUGCUGGCUAAGAUUGGAGCACGCCUUAUUUAUCAUCCCCAUGCUUUGGUAUCGAGAGUGUUGCUGGGAAAAUACUGCCACUCUGCACCCUUUAUGGACUGUGUUCUCCCUUCUAACCCGUCUCAUGGUAGGAGGAGUAUUAUUGCUGGCAGAGAAAUUCUUCGGCAUGGCAUGGGAUGGCUAGUGGGCAAUGGAGAAUCGAUACGAGUUUGGGAGGACCCAUGGCUUAGCGUAACUCUGCCCCUUCGCCCAAUUGGUCCACCUACGCUGGAAACUAAAGACCUACUCGUAUCAGAUCUUAUGGACCAAGUUGGGAACACCUGGAGCUGGAGGCGAAUCCAGGAAGUCAUCCCUGAUUGCGAGCAUCUGAUCCGACUCCUCCCACUCAGCGCCUCUCUUCCGCCAGACAGAUUGGUUUGGUUACCCUCGAAGAAUGGCAAAUAUGAUGUCCGUUCGGGCUAUGGUAUCACCUCUUCGGACCAUAUUCCCGACCUCCAAAGAACUUUCAACUGGCAAAAGAACAUAUGGCGUCUUCGCACCGCACCUAAGAUUAAACACUUCUUGUGGAAAGCUGCCGCUGAAGCCCUCCCGGUUGGUGUCCAACUCGUUAAUCGUGGAAUUCAAAUCGAUUUCGCCUGUAAGAUCUGUGGAGCGCCAGAGACAGUUACACAUGUUAUUCGAGACUGUCAGUUCGCUCGGGGCGUUUGGGAAUUAGCGCCGCUACGUGAACAACACCAUCUCGCCACUGUCCAUGUCCUUGAGUUCUUGGCCAGAAUACCUACUCUGACUAGCCUCCCACCAUCAGGACUUCCUGCGGCUUCACUCCCAUCUUGGAUCUGUUGGAAUCUCUGGACAGCUCGUAACCGACGGAUUUUUUCCGAUACGGUCUUCUCCGAGCAAGAAGUCCUCACGAAAGCGAUCUCGGAUGCGCGCAUUUGGCAAACAGCUCAGGAAACUACACACCUAUCGAAGUGUACCCCCUCUGGAGAGCCACCCACCAUCGUUCUCGCUAAUAUCAGCUGCAGCGUUGAUGCAGCUUGGGACGCUACAUCUCAGUCGUGUGGAUUGGGCAUCGUUUUCAACCUCAGAGAAGAAAACCAAACACUCACCUUCUCGAGCUCUCGACGCCAUGUUAUCAAUCAUUACCAUCAAACGGCAAGGUGA